AUGGGUACUGGUACCGAAGAAGUAGAACAUCUUAGUUUACAUAUUUUCUGUGACGCCAGUAAAGUAGCAUUUUCUGCAGUUGUGUUUUUCCGAGUGGUCCGGAAUAGUACAGUAACUGUUCAUAUUGUGGCAGCUAAAUCAAGAGUUGCUCCCGUCCGUAAAUUAACAAUACCGAGACUUGAAUUGUUAGCAGCUGUAAUUGGUGCCAGAUUGUAUGAAAAUGUGAGGAAAAAUCUACAAAGUGACGCAGAAUCAUAUUUUUGGACCGAUUCAUCAACUGUUUUGUCAUGGAUUCAACGUCAGGAAGAAUGGGGAACAUUUGUUUGUAAUAGAGUAUCAGAAGUUCGCUCAUUGACGUCCUCCAAUUCUUGGCGACACGUACCAGGGGAUUUGAAUCCAGCCGACCUUCCUUCUAGAGGUUGUUCACCUAAACAACUUGUUGAAUCCAAAUGGUGGGAGGGUCCGAGGUGGCUGUACUAUGAACCAAAUUUGUGGCCUAACCAGCAAAUAGAGUGUGAUGAAGCAGAAGUUGCACAGGAACGCAGGAAGAAAUUAAUUGCGCUGGUGAAUAAUGACAACGAUUUCUGGCAUCUGUCUUACUUUUCCAGUUUUUUGAGAAUUGUCAGAAUGAUGAGUUGGAUUCUGCGAUUCAUCCACAAUUCAAGGAAGCCAGUUCAAAGAGCAACAGGGGACUUGACUGUUGAAGAAAUUGAGAGAGGAGAAAAGCGUAUUUUUGAAAUCAUCCAAAGUCAGAGUUUUUCGGGGGUGGAUGACGUAAAGAUAAAGCACCUCGAUCCGUUUGUUGAUGAACAUAAAAUAAUACGCUUGAGAACGAGAAUUUCGAAUAGAGAAGACAGUGUAGAUUUUAGAUUUCCGAUUGUAUUGCCCUGCAGACACCCUGUUACUGAAAAGUUGAUCCUGAAAGAGCAUUUUGACUCUUCCCACGUUGGUAUACAGGGAGUAAUGAGUAAACUUCGUGAAAAGUAUUGGGUAUUAGGAGGACGACGAGCAAUAAGAUCCGCGCUGUCGAAAUGUUUCAUCUGUAAAAGAUUCAAUUCAAAAUCGAUUCGUGUGAAUGUUCCUCCGUUGUCAUUGGACAGGGUACACGACGCCUCUGUAUUUGAGGUGAUUGGAAUUGAUAUGGCCGGCCCGCUGUACCUGAAGGAUGGACUCAAGAUUUGGAUUUGUAUUUUUACCUGCGCCAUCUAUCGAGCUGUGCAUCUGGAAUUGGUGACCUCUAUGUCGACACAUUCUUUUAUUCAGGCCUUACGCAGAUUUGUAGCGCGAAGAGGACGACCUAAAACUAUAUUCAGCGACAAUGGUACCAACUUCGUGGGCGCUGAAAAUCUGUUAUCCCAACUGAACUGGCAGGAGGUUAUGAAAUUUUCAGUUAACGAGAGAAUCGUGUGGCGAUUCAACCCUCCAAGUGCUCCAUGGUGGGGAGGGUUUUGGGAGCGGUUGAUCGGCAUUUUGAAGCAGCUAUUACGUAAAGUUUUGGGACGUACCAGUCUAAAUUACGAAGAUUUAUUGACAGUAGUGUGUGAUGCUGAAACGGUUAUUAAUUCUAGGCCGCUCACAUAUGUAUCCAGCGAUCCGCACGAGUUGAUCGCACUUACUCCAGCGAUGUUUUUGGUAGAUCACCAUGAACACGGUCUACCGGAUUACGACGUUGUUGACCGUUCGUCUGUGUGUCGGAAACUACGUUACAAGCAAAAGUUACGAGACGAUUUACGCCGUAGAUUUCGUAAUGAGUAUUUGGGACAGUUACGAAUGUUUUAUGAGGGGAAACCGCGCGGUUCGUUAAAAUUGGGUGAUGUAGUUUUAAUCGGGAAUGACCAAGACAAACGUAUGGACUGGCCGCUAGCGCGCGUCGUUGAUCUUAUACCGAGUAAAGACAAACAAAUUCGUCUAGUUCGGUUAGUGACGUCUAAGGGGCAGCUAUUGAGACCCGUCCAACGUCUUUACCCGCUCGAGUGUGUUGAUUCAGCGGUCCAAGGGGAUGGGGUAGAAGACGUCAUCGAGCCUUCAGAGGAUGCAAUAGAGUGA
Molecule: messenger RNA, 2046 nt
Organism: Sitophilus oryzae (rice weevil)
Lineage: Eukaryota; Metazoa; Arthropoda; Insecta; Coleoptera; Curculionidae
Exons: 1
Coding region: 1-2046 (681 amino acids)
Biological process (GO): DNA integration
Molecular function (GO): nucleic acid binding
Source: RefSeq, a predicted model, not a curated record